Olea europaea var. sylvestris is the source of this 477-nucleotide messenger RNA. RefSeq names its product stellacyanin-like. The record is from RefSeq and is a predicted model, not a curated record. The coding region runs from base 1 to 477 and encodes 158 amino acids. Gene Ontology annotation, molecular function: electron transfer activity. NCBI's taxonomy places the organism in Eukaryota, Viridiplantae, Streptophyta, Magnoliopsida, Lamiales, Oleaceae. The transcript has 2 exons. Gene Ontology annotation, cellular component: plasma membrane.
AUGUCUUCAACAGUUUUCUUGAUUGCAUUUUUCGUCGCGAUAGUUGCUUCUUCAGCUUUAGCGAUCGAAUAUGUAGUUGGAGAUGAUGCUGGUUGGAAACUCAACUUCGAUUACCAGAAGUGGGCUGAGGGAAAACAGUUCGUCGUUGGAGAUAAACUUAUUUUCAAGUACACAGAUAAAACUCACAACGUUCACAGAGUAAAUGGAACUGCUUUCCAGCAAUGCAUGGCACCAGCUGAAAGUGAGGCUCUAACUAGUGGAUUUGAUGUGAUCACCCUAGCUACGCCGGGAAGAAAGUGGUACAUUUGCGGGGUCGGGAAGCACUGUGCGAACGGAAUGAAGCUUGCCAUUACUGUUUCUGCAGAAGUACAAGCUCCGGCUCCAAGCCCGGUUUCUGCAGCAGAUAAAAUCUCUCCAUGGAAAUCUUGUGCGUGGAUGCUGGCAUCAAUGGCUUUCUUCAGGAUGAUGAUGGCUUAA